AUGAUUAAAGAGACAGGCAAACCUAAUUUAGAUUUAAUUUAUGAAAUUCUAUGGCAUCAUUUCCUAAUUUCUUCGUUUCAUAUGAGACAAAGAAGAAAAAUAGGUUAAAGUUAAUAUUACACCUUGCAAAUAAUCAAAAUUCUAAGAUAGUAAAUUAUUUAUUUAAAAUAGUUUGAUUCAACUGCAGAAUAUGAUUUAGAUAGACUUGAAAAAUAACAUAUAUUAAAUGCAAAAUUAUGUGAUAGCUCAUUUUUCUUUUUUCAUAUUUGAUAUGGAAUAAUAGAUUGAAAUUUAAGAAAAUUUUUUAUAUUUCAAUAAAUAAUUCUAUUUGCUUAAAAAUAUAAUCGAACUUUUUAUAUGUUUCCUCUUUGCCUAAUCAAAUUAUUCGAGUUUAUGUCUCAGCUCUGUUUACCAUAAUGAAGAUUUCCUCCUCAAUUCAAUAGUUGACAAAACAUUCGGUUCUCUUUCUAGUCUCAGUAGUUAGGAUGUGAAAUUUAUCAUUACAAUUAACUUCACAAAUAGUAGUAUGCAUAAGUAUAAAAAUAGGGUUAGAUUGA
Paramecium octaurelia is the source of this 557-nucleotide messenger RNA. Lineage: Eukaryota; Ciliophora; Oligohymenophorea; Peniculida; Parameciidae. The record is from the annotation of a GenBank genome assembly.